Molecule: messenger RNA, 4971 nt
Organism: Plasmodium knowlesi strain H
Lineage: Eukaryota; Apicomplexa; Aconoidasida; Haemosporida; Plasmodiidae
Product: WD repeat-containing protein, putative
Exons: 1
Coding region: 1-4971 (1656 amino acids)
Biological process (GO): tRNA methylation
Cellular component (GO): cytoplasm
Molecular function (GO): protein binding
Source: RefSeq, a predicted model, not a curated record
AUGAGAACUGCAUCGGUAAACGGUCUACCCACGAUGCCAGCAGGAAAAAACCACGCAAUGGUUGAGUGUAGACGAAUAUGCGCGAACCAUGGCGUCAAGGCAGUGUGCAUUAUCGACGGAGAGCUAGUGUGCGUAUCCUUUGGAAAUACAAUAAAAAUAAUAAACAUAACAACUGUGGAUGUGCUUCUACAUUUUGCAGCGUCAACAAGCAGCAACAUCUACGGAUUGACAUUUCAAAGGAGGUCCCCCAAUGGUGGUAUAUUAAUUGCCCAUGGGGUGCACAAAAUUUAUUGCUAUAGGUUAAAUAUUUCUUCAAAUGGUAAAACUUGUUCUUUAAAACUGCUUAGCAAGUACUGCACCAACAAAUGGAUACUACGGGCAAAGUUUCUAGUCCCUACUUAUGAACACACAAAUGAGAGACACAACGGUGCGAAUGGGAAAGGAACUCGUGCCAUAAAGAAUAACGGCAAUGUGAUUCUUCUAUGCUUAAGCAAUGGAAGCGUUGUACUACUACAUAUUUACAGAGGCAUCAGCCUGAGGAAAUAUAAGUUCAGAGGAAUACACCUCCUAUACAGUGCAGACAUUUUCAUUGAUGAGAAAAAGGAAGUGUACAAAAUUGAGGUAGCUGGUGGAACCCCUUUUAACAAAAUAUUAUUAUGGAAUUUCAAAUUGAGAAAAAAUAAAAAGACUGUAAAAUUUUUCCUCCAAAAAAAAAUAAUUCCGUUAGAACAUUUUCAAGAAUUAUCAGGACACAGAGGAAUUAUAUUUAAGGUCAAGUAUUUUCAAGAGCACAAAUAUGUAGGCUCCGUGUCGGAUGACAGAGAAGGACGCAUAUGGAGACGGAUGCGUGUAAAAAGGGAAAGGGAACAGCCCGUUAUGAAUACACAAAAUGGAAACGAAUUAAUUCAGCGUAACUUUGUACGUUGCUACGGACAGCAUCACUACAAAUGCGUCAAGGUACUUACUGGACACGACGCCCGCAUAUGGGACAUCGACAUGGGAAUGUUCAACAAGGAGAUUUAUUUCAUGACAUGCAGCGAAGACUCCACUUGCAUUGUCUACGAAAAAGGAAAUGCCCAGAAUUAUUUUCAAUUCAGCAACAAUAACGGAAGCACCGUCAGAUGUAUCUGCUUCCACGCACCUUUGGGGGUGAUAAUUUCAGGUAGUGACAAUGGCACUGUGCAUGUCAAGUCCUUGUCCUGUGGGGGUAGAAGAAAUAGAGCUACUACUGCUUCAAGUAGAGGUCCCCGAAGGGGGGAGAAGAAUGCCUCCUCCACCACUGCUGCUCGCCCCAACGGUGUAGUUGGCCCACCGGAGCCAAAGAAGUGCACUCACACGAGCACUGAGCAAAUAACGAAUGACGAAAGCGUUUGCAGGGGGGGCCAUUCGGAAAGUAAACGCAAUGAUGACAUCCUCAUGGCUGGGUUGAAAGAGGUGAAUCGCACGGGUGAUGAAAUCCUUUCCAACGUUAAUCAACGAGCGUAUACAGAGCAGAGUAACCCCUGCGAUCAGUUACCAAACGAUCGGAGUACACAGUAUGCACGUGCAAAGGACCUGAUAGAACAAAACGAUUCCAUCCACUUUGUAGUCGACUACCUGGAGGAAAAACUAAAACAGAGUAACGACUGGAUCAGGUCGGUAAGCCACGUAAAUUUGUACGACAUAAUAAUCAGCACUAAUGCAGGAUGCAUAUACAUCUUUAAAACGAAGAACCCGGAAAAUAUAGAAGUAUUGUUAAUUUAUGAGGAGGAAAAGAAAAACUACUUCUUGACAUGCCUGGCUUUUCAUGGCUUGGAUUAUAUAUGCCUUGGAUUUAGCAACGGAUUUUGCUGUUUCAUUUUUUUAAAAUAUGAAAAUAUUCAAACUGAGUUGAUAAAAUCCGAUGAACAGAAUAAGGAGCUAACUUAUUUUAGGUGCUUCAACCAUCGCAUUAGUGAGAUGUGUUUGGUCCCCCUGGCAUCGGUGAAUUACGACAGGUUGAUUUCCCAUGGGAGGUAUGACAAUGUUGAAGAUGUUCUGCACGCGUUGGUGAAGAAGGAGGUGGAGGGAGGGGGCUCCGAUGGGGGCUUCAGUAAAAGCCGACACAACAAUGCUGACCCCCAUACAAUAAACAGCUUCUACCAAAUUGUGUAUAACCAUGAGGCGGACCCAUGUCAGUACAGAAGGGACAACUAUCACGAGAUGCACAGCGAUAGCAGAGUGGUACACAUCGAUGCGUUACUUCUAGCCGUUUUUGACCACACGGGAGUUAUUCAAAUAUUUAGCGCACAAAAAAGUGGACACAAGAUGGACGUAAAGAAAGUCGCGCAAACAGAAAUCGACGUGAAGAAUAAGAAAUCCAAAAUAAUUUCAGUGAAUUAUCUUUUGAAGCAAAGAAAAAAAAAAAUGGGUAUCAUAUUUUUGGUGGGCGAUGAAUAUGGGUGUAUCUUUAUUAUCUAUGUAAAGACACCCAUAAAGCAUAAUUCAGAGGAAGUGAUUUACGACUUUGCUAAUUCUUUUGUCAAAUCGAAGCACAAAUUACGUGUCCAUAGUAAUAGAAAAGUAUUUGACAUUAAGAUAAUAGAUCGCUUUGUGUACUCAUGUGGGCAGAACGGGCAAGUCCUUAAGUACCAGUUGUAUAAGGAUGGAAACGGGAUGUAUACCUUAUACAAACUUUGCUUAAUUAAAGUUGGUUAUUAUACCUCCAUUUAUAAGUUGCUCCCAAUGCCCAUUCGUAAUUAUAGGGCCGUAUACGGGGGGUUGAAUCUGGAGCUGGAUAAAGAAGUGGAUUACAUAGGAAAAGUAGAACACGAAUACGGUGAAGACAUCCCUGGACCAGCGAACUCAAAAUUGCAGAGAAACAUUGCGCCAACACAUGGUGAAGAGGAAAAUACACAGAACAUGUUCAUUUGCUGCUUUAAGGAUAAACAAUUCGUUCUGUACGAUUUGAAAAACAAAGUGGAGUACCUAUCCGUCGAGUGCGGUGGCUUCAGACGCCCCCUCAGUAUGUUCACGAAAUUUUCUCCAGGUUUCACAAAAGCAUUUUCUUUCUGUUUUUGUAAAGAGAAGAAUAUCCACUUUAACUUGAAAACGUUGUGCAGCACACAGAAGAAGGCCACUGUCCCAUACGAGCAAAUAUACAUCAAUGCAGGGUUUCACUCCAAAAAUGUUUCGUGCGUACUGUGGGUGAAUAAAAGAUAUUUGUGCACAUGUUCGGAGGAUGGAACGAUCAAGAUUGUUCACGUGAAUAAGUGGUGUCCUGCAAAAUGGAAAAAGAAGUGCUUCUUAAACAAGGGGAAAACAAAUACCAAUUGCUGGAAUAACAUGGGUGGCAGGUGGAAAGAAAAACUGGGCGCUCCCUUCAAGGACGACAAAAAGGAUGGUAGACUAUCUAGCAGCAUAAUUGACGAUACGGAAUUUCCUCCACGGAACAAGCAUUACUCUCCCUCCAUCGGUGCAUCCCUCAAAAGGAGCACACAUAAAAAUCCCCCCUUCAGGCAAAGCCAAAUUAACGUUUUAAAUCACAGAAUGGAUAUCAUCCAAAAUGUGUAUAACCACAGUGAGCCGAUAUUUUACAUGUGCUUCUUGGAUAACCCCUUUCACUAUUUUAAAAGAUUAAAACUGCUAACGAGCGUUGGAGCAAAAAACUCGAUUAAUAUUUUUUACCUAUAUAUGGGUGCUCAAAACACACCAAUAAUUUAUCAUGUAGAAAAAGUACGAGUGCAGAAGUUUUCCAGCGAUUUGCGCUUUCUAUCUGUACAGGGAAAUUUCAGUCUUUUACUUUCUGAUGGAAACAAACAUCGCAUUAGGGUGGAUCUACUCGUUGGCACAUCACUUGGGCUUAUACUUCACUACACAGGAGAGUAUGAAUUUACGCAUUAUGAGAACAUAAUUUUUUGCAAAGUUGUGCAACUAGCUUAUUUAGUAUGUUCAUACAAUUUGGGUAGCACCAUUUUGGCUUUAAAUUUAACGGACAUUUUUUUGAGUGAUUCUUUCGCACCUAAUGGGCUACACGAUGGAAAGGGCCCUCUACCAAGCUUCUUUCCUCAAAAAAUAUUUUUAUUUGGCAACUCUGCAGAGGUAGAAAAACGAAGAUGUUCAUGUGAACAAUUUGAGGGGCACUUACGCAUGCCAAACGAUAACGGAAAUAGCAGAGUUGAAGCUGAGCAGGCGAAUGGGAGGAAAAAAGAAGAAAAAUGUGAAGGUGCAAAGUCCCCUCAGAAUAACAACGUGGAAGAAGACGCACUACAACAAGUAAGCUGUGGCUAUGAGAACAAUGUACAGGAACCGACUGAGAAGCUUUUCCUAAACAAACGAAAGGGAAGUAAGAUAUUCCUGGGGAGUAUACUAUGCUGUGGAUUAAAUAACGGAGAAAUUCAUUUUUACCAUUUUGGAAAAAAACUAAUACCGCUGAUGGAAAAGGUGAAGUUGCAUCAGAAUGGAAUAAACAAAAUAUGUGCUAAGAGGAAGAAAGACACAAUAGAGAUAUUCACCUGCGGGGAUGAUCAAUCCUUAAAUGUUCUCACGUUGAAAAUUUGUCUUCCUAUCGAAAAUAUGAUAAAUGGAGAGCCUAACCAUAUACACGUGACAGUUGUACAGAAGAGGAGUUUUACCAACGCGCAUUUGUCUUCCAUCAGGUCGUUGGUCCUCUUCUCCAAUUUCGUGGCAGGCGUCUCCUGGGAUCAGUACAUCUCCAUAUGGAAGUUGAGAAGGAACAAGAAUGGAAAAAUUUUUUUAAAGACAGAGAAGAAAAUAAAAAUGGCUGUCUAUGAUGUUUCAUGCUUAAAUGCUUAUGUAAUUAGGAAAAAGGAAAAACCUAAAAUGACAUUACAAAAUGGGGUACCUCCUUCCCAUUCUGUGCCAAUUGACAAAGUAAGGAAAGGAUCAAGAGGUUCGUCUACCCCCGCUGGAUCUUCUCGCACUAAGGUGUAUUUAACCGUGGCUGGGUCGAAUGGAAGUUUGGAAUCCUUUUGCCUGAAUUUUGCCACAUAG